GUGGACGCGCGCGCACGUGUGUCGCAUGCGCACAUACUACGCUCAACAAGUUCCUGCUACUUCAUAGACGACUGGACACUUGUUUACUUAAUUGAUAAGAAACUUGGUGUAAUGUGAUCAAUUUUAAAUUUGAUGAUUUUUUGGACACGGUUAUGUUUUUCAAAAUAACAAAUUAAACUUAAUUUUUGAGAUAUUAGUGCUAAAGGAACGGAUUUAGUUGUUAAUUAAAUAGUUGUCUUAAUAAAGUUUGUUUUGAACUAAAAAAGUGCAAGUGAAAGUGUGGAUUUAUACAUUUUGUGCAAGUAGCAUUACAUACUCACAAAUGAUGGAGUACCAGCGCCACAUGGAGCCCAGCGCUCACCAGGCGCAGGGCCAGGGCCCGCAAUGGGCCCCGCAGUACGGCUGGGGCCCGCCGGCGCCCCCGCCCGCGGCGCCCGCGCAGAGGUCCAAGAGGACCCACUCUGAGAGUGAAGACGAUGCCUUCUCAGAGGAGAGCAGCAAGGAUGCGCAGUCCCCGGGCGGUGACUCGUGUCAGCUGAUGACGCGCAAGCGGCGGCGUGGCGUCAUCGAGAAGAAGCGGCGCGACCGCAUCAACACGUCGCUGUGCGAGCUCAAGCGGCUGGUGCCGGCCGCCUGCGAGAAGCAGGGCAGCGCCAAGCUGGAGAAGGCGGAGAUCCUGCAGCUCACCGUCGACCACCUCAAGAUGCUGCACUCCAAAGGUCUCGACACGUACGCUUACGACCCGCAGCGCUACGCGAUGGACUACCACAGCAUCGGCUUCCGGGAGUGCGCCGCCGAGGUCGCGCGGUACCUCGUCAGCUGCGAGGGGCUCGACAUCCAGGACCCCUUGCGACUACGCCUGAUGAGCCACUUGCAGUGCUUCGCGGCGCAGCGGGAGUUGGCUUCUAAAUCCAACUGGGGGUACCCUCAAUACCCCGCAGUACCACAGACGAUAACCCAGCCUCAGCACGGGUAUACAGAGUUGAGGGAACCUCCAGUGUCGACCGCUGUGUCAACGGCCGCGCCUUCAAUAGCUGCCCCCCUAUCAGCACCACCGACGUAUACCCACUACCCCCCCGCGCCUCCAGGGCCACCUGGACCUUCAGCACCCCCUGGUCACCCCGCGCCACCUGCCCCCCACUACCCCGCUCCGUACCCUCACCAUCCACCACACCAUCAGUACUCACAGAACAGUUCCAAACCGUAUCGACCUUGGGGUGCUGAGUUAGCUUAUUAAUUUGAUAAAUUUUUAUAGUGCUAGGAAUUAUACAUAAAUUAAUAGUAGCUUCAGCCGUGGCUAGCUACCGCUCAAAUGCAAAACAUGGAUUCGUAAUCGAUACGAAUUCGAAACAUAGAUUUUUUAAUAAAGCACAAGUUGAACAUAGAAUUAAUAAAGUUGUCAAGAUUCAAUUCGGUUCUAAAAAAAAAAUUGCAAACAGUUAUGAUAUCCUUUGUGCCAAUUCAUUAUCCCAGAGUGCUCCAGUAGGUUACGUAAAACACACGGAAAAGCAUAAUUUCAUAAAUAGAUUUAUGUACAAUUUCUACCAUUUCAAAAAAUAUGUACGUUGUUGUAGAUCUCAGAGUUUAACAAAAAAACUUAGCUAAACUUAUAUUUGAAGACUGUUACGAUUAGAUAUAAAAUAUAUAAAUAAAUAAGUUGUGUGAUACAUAUAGUAUAUAAAAUUAGUUUAUUUUUACCUAAUGUGAAUAUAUUGGGACCAAAAACCAAGCUUUAAUGUUUAUGAUAAAAUGUAUUUUGAUUGUAUAAGUCAAACGUAGGAGGAAAUCCUUAAAGGUAUGUCCAGUCAUGAAUGCCUUGUUAAAUUAAAUAGCAAACUCUUUUUCUUUUGAAGUUUUUGAAAAUGUCGUUACAUAGCUUAAAGCCGGGUUUAAAUUUGUCUGACGUGUCGUGUCGUGACGCAUCAGAACAGAAUCGGUAUCAAACAUUUUGAAUGCGGCACAUCAGAAGCCAUCACGACAUGUCACAACACAUAAGUGUAAACGUUGCCAUAUAAAAUGUGCGAUACCGAUUCUGUUCGGAAGUGUCACGACACGACACGUCAGAGAAAUAUAAAUCCGGCUUUAUUCUGGUCUAUCUUGCAGUAGUAUUAUUUUGUAAUUUUGUAAAAUUCAUUACUGAUUGUUGUAGGUUUUGAAUUCGUCUCUCAUUCUCUUUAUUGUGUUAGCUACAAAGAGAUGGAAAUAAAUUCAAGAUAGUUAUAAAACAUAACACCGCUAGUCCGUGCACUUCGUUACAAAGUGCCACUUCACUUCUCUUCAGACCUCACUUUUAUAGCAGUAUCAAAAACUAUUAUGCAGCAGCUAAGAAAAUAAAAUCGGCUUACUACUUAAUUAAUAAUUACUUACCUUGUGUGUAUAUUUAUUAUAAUGUAUGUACUUUUAAUCCAAUGAAUUAUAUUGAUUGCAGUAAUGGCAAACAAAAAUAAUGUUAAUAUUUUUUGUAUGAAACUUGUACAUUUAUUUUUUUCUUUAGAACAUUACUUUCUGUAAUAUUUUUCUAUUAUAACUAUUAAUUGAAUUAAAAGAAAGAAAAAAAUAAUUGAAAAUAUACCAGUAGCACCUGUUUAUGUUUACGGAAAUCUAUCGCCUCUAAGACGUUCAUUUAAAAGCAUACAAUUAUGUAUUCAUUAUUAAUAAAUAUGCACCCCAGAAUGUUAAUCCUCGUUUGUGCUGUUUAAAGGAAGAAUUGUUCUACCUCACAAAGAGGCCUAAUACUUUUAAAACCUUAUCUUCACUAUUUGUGUUACUUUAAAUUUUCAAAAACACUACAAGUUAGAUCGGAUAAGCCUCUGUGUAAUAAAAAAAUAAAAUAAUGCCAUCGUCUAAUUUGUGAUUGGCACAAGGUUGUGAAAUAUAUUUUUAAAAAUUUUGUGUAUAUUUUGUGUGGAUUAUUAACUUGAAUAGACCAGAAUGUAUAUAUUUUUUUGUAAAUAUCGAAAUCGCGUGCUUAUUGAGCAAGAUAAAUUAAAUUAUUUUUCAAUAUUUAAAA
This is a messenger RNA of Bicyclus anynana (squinting bush brown), 3010 nucleotides long. RefSeq names its product hairy/enhancer-of-split related with YRPW motif protein (gene Hey). Lineage: Eukaryota; Metazoa; Arthropoda; Insecta; Lepidoptera; Nymphalidae. Gene Ontology annotation, molecular function: protein dimerization activity; DNA-binding transcription factor activity, RNA polymerase II-specific; RNA polymerase II cis-regulatory region sequence-specific DNA binding. The transcript is spliced from 3 exons. Gene Ontology annotation, cellular component: nucleus. Gene Ontology annotation, biological process: regulation of transcription by RNA polymerase II; anterior/posterior pattern specification; regulation of neurogenesis. The record is from RefSeq and is a predicted model, not a curated record. The coding region runs from base 323 to 1237 and encodes 304 amino acids.